UAGUUUUGAUAAGUUAUAAUUGAUUUUAUUUCAACUUGUAUCCUGUGUUCUGGUGAUUCACGUUUUAGUUGUAUUCUGGAGUAACUUUGCUUUUUUACCAGUGUUAUUUUGUUAUUAAUGUAGGCUACCAUAUCGUGUAGUGAUUAGAUAUAAUAUAUUAUCUUGAAGUUGUCAAAACUCGUCUUAAAUACGAUAAAUACCGAACAAAUAUUUUCUAUCAGAUAACAAUGAAAUGGAUUUCAAACAUGAGAGAAAGACUAACACUGCCUACGUCAGAACUUUAGAUUUGGAACUUAGUGGAAAUCAGAUCAGCCUUUCAGAACGCCCAACCACUAGAGAUCAACUUACAAACCGAAAGAAAAUAGCUCGUAGUUUGAGGCCGUGUACUUUACGAAGACCAAUGUCAGCAACACCAUCUUUCGGAUACAGAACUGGAAACCGGUCCAAGAAGCAACCACCAUGGAGUCGACCGCAAUCUGCCGGCUCCUCCAUUCUCAGACGCAACAAGCUGGCCGCAAAGUUCUCCGAUCCUGCCCUCCAUGACCCAGAUUACUGUCCCAAUUUUGGAGCAACCUACACUCUGUCCUCAUCCCAGCUGCUACAAAGCCUGAUGGGGAGUUGCUCUAUCAACGAAGGGUUGGAUUCUGAUACCACGCCAACCCCCAGUCCUCAACCAAGCUUAGGAGACACGAUAAGGGCUGCAGCACAGCUAGAGCCGGGUCUGACCGCUAAACCCCCAAUACCACCCACCCCUACCCCACCACCACAACCGAGAGCAGGGACUGACAGCAAUUCCUUGGACGACAUCAUCGCACUCAAGUUCCAGCGAUGGUUCCCAGAUGCCAUAUUGGAAUCUGAAGUUAUCAGACGAACCUCCCUGACUGUCACUCCUUUUGAGGGGCAAAGGGAUGAAACUGACCAGUCGGAUGCAGGUACGAGCAUUACCGACGGAGCUGAUCUGUCCGACAAUGAAAAGUCCCUAAGUAGAGGAAAUGUCAGCACUUUUGUAAAGAAAAGUAGGUUCGCUAAACAAGGCGAUGAAGAUGUGAAAAAAUCAGUGGUGAAAUUCAAUGACAGUGCAACCAAAACUAACAGCUCUGUCCAAGGAAAGAAGUCACCAAAGAUAGUUGUUCAAGAGCCUGAUCCAUAUGGGUGUGAUGUGGUCACAGAAGAAUUCUCUUCGGACACAAACAUUCGGUGUUUGACCCCUGAUUAUUUGGCAACUCUGAAGAAGUCCAGCCACUUUUUGAAAGGACAAGUUGACAAGCGCUUAUCAUUGUCUGAUCUGACUGAUGCUCACCCCUCUAGUUCUAAUCUGAGGUCUCACAGUGUUAACUUAUAUUCAGACAGUGAGUUGUACAAAGAGGAUGAGCGCAAAGAAAGGUCAGAUAGGUCUCGUAAAGGCUAUUCCGAUAGUGAGUUGUAUAAAAGUGAAGAACCAGGAAGAAUAAAGUCCUUAAAACACAAUGAUCAAGUGUUAUCUAUAAAUGAGAUAGCAAGCCCCGUGAGUUUGGAAACUACUGCAUCCAAAUACAGAUUUACAUCCACUCCUGUUGGAAACGAAAGCAACAGAGAGCUCCCAAUUGCAGUUGAUGAUUUACAUGAAAAAAGCAGAUCACCGUCCAAAAAUAGUAACAAUGGUAUUUGUAAGGAAGAAUCAAAUAAUUUUUCUGAUUAUAACAAUAAAGUGCCAAGUUAUAAUCGUCAGGGUGAAACCUCGAGUCUCUCUCCCCCCAUUAGGUUGAGAGGUGAAGAAGAUGCACUGUACCAUGAUCAUAUUUCUUCCAAGAAGUCAGUAGAUAUGCCAGACAAGCAAUCAAAAACCUUCAUCAAUAUUGAUAAAGAAGAUGUCAGUGUUUUAGGAAGAGAAAAACAAUUUGAAGCUGUAAAUAAACAACACAAUCAGAUGCUGGGUACCGGUGAGACAAAACUAAACAGCUACUCAACCAAUCCUCGGAGGUCUUUGGAUAACUCAAAAUUUCUAAGCGAAUGGUCCCCUUCCUCAUCACCAGUAGAAAGAAAUUUAUCGACCAUACAGGAAAAGACAAAUGAUUACCAACCAAAGGCGAACACAAAGUAUGGAAGUUUGGAAAACAUGAAUUCUGACUUUGGUCAAAGAGGUAGUAGACCAAACAAGGAAAUUUGUAGAGCUGCAAGUGUGCCACCCUAUCCCAGCACGAAAUCUCCAGGGCCUGUCUCUAAACAAUCUCCAUCCAAAGUUGGUCGCCAGCUGUUACAAAACUCCAAGAAGAAAGUCAGGAGAAGCAUGUCUUAUGACGCAUCAGCAACUCCGGAAAUCACUGAGAAAGAUUCAGGUGUAUCCUCUUACGAAGAUAUUGUAACGAUGAUCAAAGUUCUGGAAAAAGAAGAUCUAGAAACCCCUGUCAUCAAGUACAAAGCUAGUCCUCCGAUAGACAGUUUAGUUCCUGACCAAUCUUCAAGUGCCAAAGCAAUCCUGAACUACCUGGAUGAAGUGGAGAAAGGCACAAUCACUUCUGCGGUUGAAGUGGAAAGGUCAUGUUCGAUUUCUGGAGACGACGGUAUAAAAGCCAGGAGCAGCAGGGACUCAGGGGCAGUAGGGACACCGGUCAGCUCCAGACUGGGCACUCUGCUCAACACAGAUACUGCAGAACUGGCCCAGCAGGUGAUGACUGUCAGUCUACAGCUAGAGGAGAGUCAGGCUCUCUGCAAGGCUCUGGAAGAGAGGUACAACAAGAGUGUUGAGUUGCUGAAGCAGCAGAAGACAGAGAGUGACGAGACUGACAAGCGCCACCAGAGGUUCAUCGAUCAGCUUUUAAAAGAGAAACGACAAUUGGCUGUUCAGUACGAGACAGCCAUCAGGGAAAUGGAAGCCAAACACGAGACUGCUGUGAAGGUGAUCGAGGAGAGGCACAAGGUUGAGAUGAAGAAGGCGCAGGAGAAGUUCAAUGCAGCUGAGAAAAUCAGGAGAGACAAGUGGAUUGAUACGAAAACAAAAAAGAUCAAGGAGUUGACAGUGCGGGGGUUGGAGCCGGAGCUUGAGCGGAUGGCCACUGCGCAUCAGGAGGAGCUGGCAGAGUUGCGUCGCGUGCACCAGCGCCAGCUGACAGAGGCGGAGGCAGCGUGGGCUCGGCGUACAGCAGCACUUCGGGAGCAGGAAGCUUGUGAGCGGCAAGCGGCCGUACAGCACGAGCGUGAAGCUGCACGUCACAGGCUGGAGCAGGAGCUCUGUCAGGUGGAGAAGAGCUACCAGGAGCAGAGACGUCGGUUGUUGGAAGAGGUCAGACAGGAGAAAGAGCUGUUGCAGCGUCAGAAUGAACGGAUCCUGGCAGAAAAACAAACCGAGUUGGCCAAACAGGUGGAUGAAGCCAAACAGAAACUGCAACUUAAGUUGGCAGACUACGAGAAGAAACAUCAGGAGGAAUUGGCAAAGAUGAAGGAGUGUCUCGAGACAGAGAAACAGGCCUGGAUCACUCGACAGAAGGGAGGGCUGGAAGAGAGGGAGGCAGCUCUGAGGGAGGAGCUGAAGAGAGAGCGGGACAGACAUAUCGAGCUUGUCAUUCGCCGUCUCGAGAGCGAGGCGGCCACCAAGGAGCAAGCUAUCGAGAAUAAGAUCAAACGACUGAAGGAGAGUUACGACAGCGAAGUGAGCGACCUGGACUCGACACUGAAGGAGUUACGUGCUCGGCUGAAGGAUACGAGGGCUGAGCUGCAGAAGAGCGAAGACAACAAUGCAGCUCUUGCGGCUCAGCUUAGUCAGGCCCAGAACGAGCUGUUGCCUCUCCGACAAAAAAUAGAUAAACUCCGGAGAGAACAUACGGAGGCGAUGCAACAGUCCGAGGCGAAGAUGGCUUUGUUGCAGAGAGAACUGAAUGAAACCAAACAAUCGUUCCAGGAACAGGUGAACAAAAUACACACAGAGAAGGAGAACCAGCUGCAGCAAGUUUAUACAAGAGUAAAAGAAGCCAUCAGCAAGAAGGAAGAUGCUCUCCUGGUGGUGACCAAACAGCGAGACACAGCUCUGGAGCAGUGUAGUCGACUGGAGAAGUUGCUGGAAACUCAGCGCAACCACUCGCUCAAACUGUAGUCUUAGUGUUUUUUAGUUUACUGUACUUGGUAUUAAAUGGUUUUUUGUCAUA
This is a messenger RNA of Homalodisca vitripennis (glassy-winged sharpshooter), 4118 nucleotides long. RefSeq names its product centrosomal protein of 131 kDa (gene dila). NCBI's taxonomy places the organism in Eukaryota, Metazoa, Arthropoda, Insecta, Hemiptera, Cicadellidae. Gene Ontology annotation, biological process: cilium assembly; intraciliary transport involved in cilium assembly; regulation of centrosome duplication. Gene Ontology annotation, cellular component: centriolar satellite. The record is from RefSeq and is a predicted model, not a curated record. The coding region runs from base 233 to 4066 and encodes 1277 amino acids. The transcript is spliced from 17 exons.